Molecule: messenger RNA, 6435 nt
Organism: Misgurnus anguillicaudatus (oriental weatherfish)
Lineage: Eukaryota; Metazoa; Chordata; Actinopteri; Cypriniformes; Cobitidae
Source: RefSeq, a predicted model, not a curated record
GUGUACGUCGUGACGCACUAGAUGGCGUAAAACUCCCACAAAGCAAACUCAAAAGUUCUCAGGAGACGCAGGUUGUAAUCCGGCGCUGGUGCUGGUUAGCUUUUCUUAUUGACAUACGAAAGAGCGAUGGUUAUGGUGGUGGCAUAAAACAACUGCAAAUCCUGUUUGCCAGCUGCAUUAUUUUGUAUCCACACUCGUGCUGUCCAGAUUACAAGCACGCGCUGCGCACACCUGUGACCUGAGGUAACGUUAGUGAUGGAGUGGCGACAGCAAUCAUCCAUGGAUUACGAGACUGCUUUCUCAGAAGCACAGAGAUGGAUUGAGGCAGUCACUAAGAAGAGGUUUGGGAGCUGUAAUUUCCGGAGUUCUCUGGAGAAUGGAGUACUGUUGUGUGAUCUGAUCAACAACAUCAGGCCCGGCAUCAUCAAGAAACUAAACAGGCUAUCCACGCCUAUUGCUGGCCUGGACAACGUCAACCUCUUCUUGAAAGCCUGCGGCAAACUUGGACUAAAUCAAGCCCAACUUUUUGACCCAGGAGAUCUGCAAGACUUAUCUACACGCGCAACUGUCAAGCGCCAAGAGAGCAGCAGGAGGCUCAAAAAUGUUCUGAUCACGUUAUACUGGUUGGGCAGAAAGGCACUUGCUGAUCCUUUUUAUAAUGGACCUUACUUAAAACUAAAAGCUUUUGAAGGAUUGCUCGGCACAGCACUAUAUAAGGCACUAGAGGAUUACACAUCACUGCAGGGCAGUGCACGAAAGGGCUCUUGUAGUGAUAGCUGGUACUCAGAGAAGGAAGAGCUCUUAACGUUACAGGCCGGUCACAAGAGAGAAGACUCGCUCGACAGUCUCGAUUCGCUGGACUCCAGAACUUCUAGCACAUCACCAGACGCUACACUUAAAGGCACCAGCGAGGGUUGUGGAAGUGACCCUGAGGCCGAUCUGAGCUUCAUGAUGUCAGAGAGUAAAGAAUACAGACGAUCGCUGGUCGUAACUCCAAAGGUCGCGGCUCAGUUCAACCAGUUCCUGCCGACCAAAGACAAGGCAUCAGGUUAUGUUCCAGCACCACUGCGUAAGAAACGUGUAGAUCGAAAUGAAGAAAACAGGCAAAGCUGGGGUGCUCCCCUGUACACAGAUGAAGAUGGCAACUUUUCCAGUCGUGGGAGAGCUGCUUCAGACCCCUCCUCUGUCCCCGAGUUGAAAUCCCUGUCUCCCCACCUGUCUCGGGCUAAUGAGUACGAGAGCAGUGAUUCGGAUGCAGAUCGACCAGAUCCCGACCUGGUUCUAGAUGACCUCGCUAGCCGUAGAUUUCACAGCCCCUCCCGUGACGCACCGACCAACUUUGCCAUACCUAUGAACCCGCUGAAGGCAGCUGCUAUCCCACGUACCCACCGACCACAUGUGACUGUCACUAACAUCCCCCGGUUGACCCACCUCAGCACUCAGUCACAGCCUCUUCAGAAGACUUAUAGAAGGCCUGGAUCGGCUGGUCUCGCCAAUUACGAUGACUCUGAAGAGGAGGAUGAGGAGUUUGGCUAUGCUGACCCUGUUCAGGAUGACCUUUAUACCCGUAAAGUAGGCCUGGUGCUUCAACCGUCUGCCACUGUGCCUUUUGAUAAAUUUCUACCCAAGUUUUGGACACCUGAAGAGGAUGCACAUGUGAAGAAGAUAAAACUGGGAUCCCAGCGCCGCCCUUGGUAUAGAAAGAUCCAAGGAUUCAGUGGCACGAGGUCUGGUUCCUUCUCAGACGACUCAGAUGGUGACAUCAGUCCCUGGCUCUCCGUUCCCCCUUUUGCACGCACUCAGUCUGAACCCCCUCCCUCUCACCCCCAUACACCUGAAGACCACGCCCACCCCAGCCUCACCACCAAUGCCAGUUUACAAACACCCGUGGUUGCUCAGCAGAGCCCUGAGCCGCCUAAGUUAGAUGCUCCUGAUUUUUGGCCUCGGCCGGAUCCCACCUCUGGCCCCAGACUCAUAAAAUGUGAAAAGCGGCCCCUCCUUGGGCGUGAACACCCCAAUGACCCAUACAAUGUUUCUGCAGACAUCCUGCCUGACUUGGAAAACGAUGACAUGUUUAGUCGUCGUACUAAAACAUUUCACUCCAACGAUGACUUGGCCAAAUUAAAGUACGGCAAAUUUCUGGUCCCCCGUCGCAGAUCGGCAAACGAUGUUACUGUGGUUAUGCCCCGGCGUGAGGGAGAACCUAUAUACCCUGACAUAGAAAAAGAUGAUCUGGUUUUUCGUAAGAUUCAACAGCUAUUAAUUGAACGGCCUCUGUCUGGGGCUCCUGAUAAGUACCACCCUGUGCCCAUUCCAGAGCUAUUGAUGUUGCCACCUAAACUCCAGGCCAAGGUGAUGUGGGCCCCAUGUGAACCCAGACAACGACAACAUAAGCCAGAGAUUAAACAUGAAGAGCACUUGAAAGCCGAUGAUAUGCUGCUUAGGAAGCUUAAAGCAUUAAAUACACAAGGAAUUGCAAAUCCUACUGGUUCGAGUUUAGCUGUUCCCAGUGUUCCUUCAUCAUGCAGUGAGGAAGACCUGCAGAAAUGGCAAACCAUCAGAGAGUCCAGUCGUCUGACAUACAGAAAGAGGCUGAUAGCGGAGAGACUGCUGACGGAAAGCCCUAGUAAUGAUGGGAGCAAAUCAGUAAGUGAUUUCACAGAGCAGAUGAACUUGAACAACAUGAGCAGGGAGCUGCGCUUUGAAGAGCUGAGGAAGAUGCGUGAACAGAUGAAGGAGAGCGAGGAGAAGUGGCAAGAUGAUCUUACAAGGUGGAAAAACAAGCGCAGAAGUGUAAAUUCUGAUAUUGUAAAGAAAAAGGAGGAAAGAGACGAGAUCGAGCAGGUCACUACAGAUAGCGGUUUCAGGAGAUCAAAGACCUUCAGUGAAAUGCAGGAUGACAGAGAGAGCCGAGGUCGCUACAGGAACAGCUUUAAUUUCAGUAGCGAUGAUGUUUUUGAAGAACCCGUACCAAGAGUCAGAACAUUGCCACCACGUAGCUACACCAUCGACACCCCUUACGCACCUACAGACAAAGCUUCAGUGCCCUCUGUUCCAUCACUAAAGGAAGAGGAACCUGUUGCUGGCACCCCGGCGUUAGACGAUACCGAUUUACCUGUCAAACGUGAGCGUUCAAGCUUCUCACAACGCAACGUGACGAACAACGUUCUUGAAAGCCAAACAACUACCCGAAGCCUUCUGGAUGAUCCAGUACCAGUUAUCUCCAGCAGCAACGCCAGCCAGAUUAAACCCACCAGCCAGAUCAAGCCCACCAGCAUCAGUACACCCAGCACCACCAGCAUCAGUAAAACCAGUACCACCAGCACCGUUCUUGAAAGCUCUCAACAGUCAAAGUCGAUUAGCAGCACAAAGCCGGUUGAGAACUCCAGCGGCCCUGUUGCCUCUUUGUAUAAGCCUAGAUCAGUAGAAACAAAGCAGCCCGAUCAAGUUCCUACCCCCCUUCCCAGGAUCUACCCGAGAUCAGAUAGCGCCAGACUGACCUCUGUAGUCACGCCCAGGCCGUUCGGCACGCAGUCUAAUCGAAUUGCCUCCCUUCCCAGAACAUUUACGGUGGAUGACUCUCAAAAGCGAAUGAACGGUGACGGCCUCAGAAAACCCACAGUUCCCAGCCGAUAUGCACAGUUUGCCACAGAGGAUGAAAAUCUCUCUCAGGGCAGCCCUGCACAGAGCAGUAAUGAAGAAGAGGAAGAGGAGAAAUCAGCAGCUCAUACACUCUCAUCUGUUCCUCUGGUCAACAGGGUGUCUCCCCUGUCCAAAACGUACUCCCCCCAUAGCUCUCCCGAUAAGGAGGACUACAGCGACAUGAGGAUCAGCCUAAACCAGAAACCCAACAGCAGCCAAGAUUUCGGCUUCCAGUCUAACUGGGACUCCACAGGGGUCCGGGUGAAAUCUGUAGUGCCAGGCAGCCCAGCAGAGCUCGGUCAGUUGAAGGUUGGAGAUGAGAUCCUUAUGGUGAACGGACACAAGGUGGCAGACAUGAGCUAUAAUGAGUGGAAGAACAGGAUGGAUGAGGCCCUUAAACAGGGCGCUCUUCUUAUGGACAUCCGCAGUUAUGGCAGGAACAACUGGGGCAGAGACCAACCUUCCCUUCCAUUUAAAAGCCAUAAGACCAUCAAUCUGACCAGUCUGGAUCCUUUAGGUUCUCCUGAGUCACACUUCAAUGCCAACCUGGAUUUCACAUCCCAAGCCAAGGACACUGUUGUGAAAACUGUGAACGUCAGCUCGCAGCCUGCCAAUAUUUAUGGCUCAAAUGGCAUAAAUGGUGGUUUACGUGAGGAGUCUGGAGCAGUGAAUUAUCAAGAGUCCAUUUCUUUGAAAAACUUAAAAAGGAGAUCAGAGUUUUUUGAACAAGGCUCGGCAGGGCUGUCAGUCAGUUCUCUGGUGUACCUCUGUGGUGGCACUGAUACAGCGACACCAAAUUUGCCUACACCCUCCAUUACUACAUCCUCCAUCCGCUCGUCCUGGGACCAGGAGGAUGAGCGCAAACGACAGGAGAAAUGGCAGAAAGAACAGGAACGGUUGUUGCAGGAGAAGUACAAAAAAGACCAAGAAAAACUUGAGGAGGAGUGGAAAAAGGCCCAGCAGGAGUUUGGAGAAUCGAGUUUCAGAAAUAAUAAGAGUGAAACUCUGCAAGAGGCCUCCAGAUUGCAAGAAGAAGAAAAGAGGAGAAGAGAGCAGGAGAGGCAGCGUUUAGAGGAAGAGAGGAGGAAAAGAGAGGAACAACAGCGCCUUGAGGAAGAGAGGAAGAAGAGGGCAGAGGAAGAGCGCCUGCGUCAGGAAACAGAGAGGAAGAGAAGAGAGGAGGAGAGGAGGCAACAGGAGGAGCAGAGGAGACUUCGGGAGCAAGAUAAGGUGAACUCCUCUGGCUCUACCAAUGCUUACCGUAACUUAUCCUACUCACACAGGUCCUUGUCCAAAUCUACUCCAGAGCUCGAUGAAGUAACAAAACCAGAUAUUAAAGGUGUGUACGGCAGGCACAGGGGUUUGGCGGGAUGGCUGCUGGAAGAGGAACUGAGGCGUAAGAAAAACCCUCAGGUCCAAAGGCAGCUGGCAGCGAGUGAGCUCGAGCUCGAGAGGAGGAGCAUCAUUAAUGCCAUGAAAUACAGAAACCCGGAAAGAGCAGCGACCGGAGGUCUGGUUGAAGUCGACCGAGACUACAAGAAAGAGCCACAGUCACAGGCUGAAUUGGAUAGGCAGCAGAUCCUUCAGGAGAUGAAGAAGAAGACUUCCUUAAACACGGACAAAAGCUGGAUUCGCCAGCAGUCCCUUUUCAACAACACACAGAAAGAAUCUGUCAAUCUGCCAAUGAGGAGAGGCGAGUCUCUUGACAACCUUGAUGCGCCUCGUUCUUCCUGGAGAUCAUCUUGGGCACCUUCUAGUACCUCCGUACCAGACUACAGCCGGCCCUACUCGGCAUUCUCUAAUUCCUCAACAUACAAUAGUGGACGUCCAGGGUCUGUUGCUCUGCACAAUUCUCAGUCUAUGAACUCGCUGAGACAAUCUAUUUCACCAGAGCCAGAGACUCAAGCUACACCACGAAACAGGUCAGUGAGUGGCAGGAAAAUCUGUUCGUAUUGUAAUAAGCCACUGGGCAAAGGAGCAGCCAUGAUCAUCGAGUCCCUGGGGCUCUGUUAUCAUUUGACUUGUUUCAAGUGCAUUAACUGCAGGUCUGAAUUGGGGGGGUCGGAAGCUGGAGCAGAAGUCAGAAUACGAAACCAACAGCUUUACUGUAACACCUGCUAUAUGCGACUCAAAACUGGGCAGCCCACCGCCAUGUGACCUCACUGUAUUGCAGCAGAUCGAGGAGGAACCAAUCACAGAUAAGGAACUGUAAACACAAGAUCUUGGUGGAGAAGUGAUGAACAUUGGGUGAUUUAACAAACCAUGAUUAUUCAGUGAGCUUCUAUUCUUGUUUUUUACUGAGUGGGUGAGAUUCCUAAGUUUAAGUUUAUGCCAAAGUAUUAGCAAUUGUUUAUAUGAACGGGAUGUGCAUGUACCGAAAUAUUGAAAAUUCAUACACUUGUCUUUUUCAUCAUUGAAAGAUUCUGAUUAUUUCUGGCUGGCUUAACUGUUGUCUAUAUAAUCUUAAAAGUGUUUAAGAUAGAAAUGUACUAUUUUAUUGCAUUGCUUAUCUCUGUUUCUGCGGUCUUUGCUAUAUGAGGGUUUGCUGAAAUAUUCAGCUUUUUUGACUUUAUUGUCUGUGUGCCUUUUUCUGUUCUGAUGGGAAAGGUAAUUAAAGAGAAAGCAUUAUAAAUUUAUUUGACAGUGGUAUGGUUAUUAGUCAGCACUCAUGAGUUAUUUUAUUGAAAGCAUCUAUUAUGUGUGUCUUUGUAAGUCCCUUGCAGGGGUAAGUGAGGAAUGUUUAAAAGCUAGAUAUUCUGCAAUUAUUGUAAAUAAAUAAAAACAAAACCGUAA